UUUGUUGAAAGGAAAGCAUUCAAUUCGACUGGAGUAGUGUAGUAGGUGUCUGUCUCUGUGGGUCAUCUGGGGUCAUCUCUACAUCGCACGCACAAGCAUUGCAACCAUCCCAUCAACACGUCAGUCAACAUUUGGUCGACCACUCCACUCACAAUGCAGGCAGGCAAGCGAUCCAGACAGACAGACAGACAGAAACCCAGGCAGACAGACCGGCGGGAGGGAUCAGCUUAGCUAUCGUAGUCAGUCAGUACACACAAACAAACAAAAAGAACGAGACGACAGCCAGGCAGGGAGGCACGGACGGACUGAUAAUCAGACAGGCAGGCAGGCAGGCAGACAGGCAAGUGCACACCAGCCAGUCCAAAAACAUACAUACGCCUAUGUGUGAGGGUGUGUGGGAUAAAACGAGUACAUGUACAGUCGGUCGAUACUCUGUGUCUGUGUAUGUGUGUGUGUAUGUGGGUGGGUCUCUCCACGUCCAUCCAUCCAUCCAUCCAUCCAUCCAGUCAGGCAUAUGUCAUAUCACAGUGCACUCAUGUGUGCUUACGGUAUGGUGUGUUGAUGUCUGUGUGGAGCGAUGUAAGCUUCUUAAAAGCGGUCAGCCAGUCAGUCACGCGAGCAGGCAGGCAGGCAGGCAGACAGACAGGCAGACAAACAGGCCGGCAUGCGAAACGAACGGAGGGCUGGCAAGGCACAACAUGGCACGGCACGGAACGGCACGCACUUGAGGUACACAAAGUCACCCUCUCCAGUCAGUCAGGUCGGCCGUGCGUGCCACCCACCAUACCAUCCAUCCAUCCAUCCAGCCGCUCGCUACAAUUCCCUUCCUCCUCUCUCUGGGUUACUUAGUUAGUUCGCAGUGAGUUGGUUAGUUAUUGGGAUACGAUACACACUGACUGAGUGGGUCAGGUCACUCCAUGCCCUCUGGCUGCCCCUCCUCGCCCAGGACGUCCUUGAACACCCCCGCUAUCUCCUCCGCACCCUCCACCUGCCCCUCCCCGCCCCCAGCGCCGCCCUCCUGCCCCUCAACGGCACCACCCGCCUCACCUGCACCUGCAGCAGCAGCAGCACCGGCCACCUCGAUCUCCACCUCCUCGGCCUCGACGUGCCCCUUCCUUCCCGGCUUGCCCUUCUUCUUGGGUCGCGGCAGCCCCUCCUCGCCCUGUGUGUCGUCCUUCUGGUCGUCCUUGCGCUUGCGCACCGUUUUGCGGCGGGGCUGCUGCUGGGCGUGGGUGGAGACGGCGGGGGGCACCACGGGGAGCUCCUGCUGCGGCAUGUGCAUCUGGGGCAGCCCCUGCAUCGCCUGCAUCUCCGGCAAGCCCUCCACGUUCUGCACUAUCACAUGCUGCUCCUGCCCGGGCACCUGCUGCAUCUGCUGGACCAUAUGGACGUGGGCGUCCGGGGGCAGCACCAGGCCCUCGGGGUGGUGCGCCAGCGGAAUGCCCUUCUGGAGGGGCUCCUGCAGCGCCACACCCUCGGCUAGCGGCACCCCCUGCGGCACCUCCACCGGAAUGCCGCCCUCCAUCGGGACCUCCUGCAGGGCCUCGUGCAGGGCAGCAUGCUCGUGGUGCGACGCGUCCAAACCCUCGGCGCCCUCGGGGGGCACGCCCAGGGCCGGCGCGGCGUACUGCAGGUAGGCGGCGCUGAGCUGAUCGGCAGACUCGGGAACGGCUCCCUUCUUGCCCUUACCUGAGUGAACACGAAACAGGGCUAGGUGAGAGAGGGGGUGGGGUGUCUGUGGUGGAUGGAUGGGGAGACGGGGAGUGGGAGUGAUGCUUACGUUGAGUCUUGCGUUUGGGUUUGGCGCCGGGGAGGGAGGCCCCGAGCUGCUGGGCUGAGGCGUCGCCGCCCUCGGCCUUCGACAACUUGUUCCUGCUUACACCCACCAGCCGCACACACACAUACACACACAAAUGUCAUGCAGGUGUUGGUGGCGAGGGGAGGCGUGUUCUCUCCAGCGCGCACCACACACGCUUGAGCUCCGAUACGUUUCGAUUGUCCCUCAACGUCUGAGGAAAGGAAGGAUGGAUACGUCAGCCUCCCAGUCUGUGUGUGUGAGAAGGGGGGGAACUGACUGACCUCGAUGUGAGCCGGCAGGGUGUAGCUACUCUCCGUCAACGCGUUAUACAUGCCGUCAGCGGCCUCGCCUAGGAAGACACAACACACAACACAGAGAGAGAGAGAUGUCGGCAUGGCUGUCUGUGUGUGUCAUGUCGUUGGCUGGGUGGCUUUCUGGCUGGCUUACCAACUGAGUCGUGGGCCAUGACCAUGAGUCUGGCCAGCGCCCGCUUAAUCUCCCCCUUAUCGAACAGGUGCACGUGCUUGGCAAUGUCAUCGCCACGGCAACGCUCUAUCUUGACCUGGAUCUUCAUGUCCUGCAUAACACAACACAACACAACACACGGCACACCACACCACAUCACACACGUCAAGCUGGGAGAGGGCGGGAGGGCGGGAGGGUGUGUGGGAGUGGGUACCUACCCGUCCGGACGUGGAUGUGAGGCAUGGUAUCUGCGCCUUCCAGAUGGGUGGGCGACGGCUCUCCACCGACGGCACCUCACGCGACACGAACUCCAUCCACUCGGCAGCGUACUCGUCCUGACAUCAUGUCACCACACACCCGUCUGUGCAGGCGUCUGUCUGUGUCUCGCUGUCUCGUCAGUCAGACACCUACCUUUCGGAAUUUGCCGCAGAUUUUGGAGAGGUAUUCCUUCAGAGCGUCCCUUGGUAUGCGGCCCUCCCCGGCCAGCUCCUCGUCGGGCUCGGUCAGCGGGAAAACCACGUGGUUGAAGACGUAGUCACAACGCAUCUGACACACGUGCGUGCAGCCACAACAAACAGCCAACACAGAGGGAGCGAGCAUGACCUCCAGCUCGCCUCCGAGCUUGCUUUGUGCGUGGCUGACCUCGUAGGUGGCGCCUUGGGCUUUGAACUGCCUGUCGGUGUCCUUGCUAUAGACCACCUGCUCGCCCCCCUCACCAGCUGCCGCCGCUGCGGCUGCGGCCAUCGCCAUGGCCUGUUCGGGGUUCGCGGCUGAGAUACAGCGCGCAGAGAGCGCGCACAGGGGUCGACACAGACAUUUUGUGAGACGUGUGGACGCGUGUCACUAUGAAUGUGACGUACCUGCCCAGGCCUGCUGUUCCAUCGCCUGCUGCUGCUCCAUGGCCUGUUGCUGCUCCAUGGCCGCUUGCUGCUGCUCCAUCGUCCCCUCAAUGGCCUGGGUAUAGCCCUCCACGUGUCCCUCCUCCAUUACGAUACAACGAGCUGUCAGAGGAGGCCUCACACGAGCCUCGCACGAGCCUUCUACUCAC
Messenger RNA from Vitrella brassicaformis, 3311 nucleotides. The record is from the annotation of a GenBank genome assembly. Lineage: Eukaryota; Vitrellaceae.